Messenger RNA from Epinephelus lanceolatus (giant grouper), 1376 nucleotides. It is a transcript of the gene eapp, whose product is annotated as e2f-associated phosphoprotein. The record is from RefSeq and is a predicted model, not a curated record. NCBI's taxonomy places the organism in Eukaryota, Metazoa, Chordata, Actinopteri, Perciformes, Serranidae. Gene Ontology annotation, cellular component: nucleus.
ACUAAAGAAGAAGAAGAACCGGAAGCAGUCGUUCGUACGUUGCUGCUAACUCGCUAACGUCUCAUGUUGAACUCUGUCGAGCAGUUAAAAUGAACAAACUGAAUAAACCUCAGGAGUUUGACUCGUAUGAGAUCGAGGAGCCGAGUGAUGAGGAGCGAGCUGAGAGCAGUUCGGAGGAUGAGCUGGACAUUCUGCUGAACGGGACGCCGCAGCAGAAGAAGAAGCUGAUCAGAGAGUAUCUGACGGGGGAGAGCGAGUCGUCCAGCGGGGAUGAGUUCGAGAAGGAGAUGGAGGCGGAGCUCAGCUCCACCAUGAAGACCAUGGAGGGAACCUGGGCGCCAUCGUCAGCAGAAACCUCAGGAGGAGGAGGAGGAGGAGGAGGUGGUCCUGGACUUCCUAACCCUCAGGUGUAUGAUGAGGUGUAUUUUGACUCUGACUCAGAGGGGGAGGACACACCAGGCAGCUCCACCAGCCGGAGGCAGAGACAGCGGGUCAAAAUGACCAAUGACGAGCUGCUGUACGACCCCGACGAGGACGACAGGGACCAGGCCUGGGUGGACGCCAGGAGACAGUUUAACAGAAAGCCAACAGCUGCAGGUUCUCGCUCGCAGCCUCGUCAGUCUCAGGGUUUACCGAGCAGCGACGCCGUCCUCAACUGUCCCGCCUGCAUGACGACUCUCUGCCUGGACUGUCAGAGGCAUGAGAAGUACCGGACGCAGUAUCGCGCCAUGUUUGUCAUGAACUGCGCGGUGAAGAGAGACGAGGUGCUGCGCUACAAAACCCAGACGGAGCUGAAACAGAGGAGGAGGAAGAGGAGGAGGGGACAGAGAACAGACACGCCGCUGGACAAGACUCCCGACCCGACGCCGGCGGGGAUGGACGCUGAUGAGAUUUACCACCCGGUGCAGUGCACAGAGUGCUCCACUGAGGUGGCCGUGUUCGACAAAGACGAGGUCUACCACUUCUUCAACAUCCUGGCCAGCCACUGCUGAGACAGACACGCAGACUGUUUGUUUUAUUUCAUGGGUUUGUCUCUGAGUCUUCAGCUCACAGCAGCUUUAUCAGAAGGAUGAUGACUGCUUCUCUCUGACUGGAAGGGAGGAAUAGCUCUGUGGUCGCUCUGAGUGAACCAGACUCAGCUCAUAAACACUCUGAAAUAACAACGUGUUUGGUCACUUCACUUAAUGAGGAGAGAAAACUGCAGCAUGUUGUCUGUCUAUGACAUUUUUUAUCUCCCUUUAAUGUCUCACGAAAACUGGAAUCUGAGACCAGUGUUGCAGCGCCGAUGAUCCGUACUGGACUGAACACACAGCAGCUUGAAUUUUGAGACCGAUAUGGGUAUAAAUAUUUGAGAAUUAAAAGGCUGGUUAGCAACA